UCAGCUUCUCUGUACUUGCGCGAGCAGAAGGAUUGUAUGGUACAUGAAAAUGGAAAAAAUCUCUCUCAUAAUCACCGCUGGUCUUCUAGGAUCUCUUCUCAGUGCCGAAUGUACAGUUUUUAUCAAAAACGAACAAGCAAGCUCCAUUUUGCACAGGCAGAAGAGGUACAAUUCAAAUAGACUGGAAGAGUUCGUGGCAGGGAACCUCGAGAGAGAAUGUAUAGAAGAAAAAUGCAGCUUUGAAGAAGCGCGAGAAGUCUUUGAAAACACGGAAAAAACAAUGGAGUUUUGGAAAGGAUAUAUUGAUGGAGACCAGUGUAAUCCAAAUCCAUGUAAAAAUGGAGCCCGUUGCGCAGAUGAUAUUGGCUCCUACGUGUGCUGGUGCCUGGCCGGAUACGAAGGGAGGAACUGUGAGCUAGAUUCAACCUGUGCUACUAAGAACGGAGGGUGCAAGCAUUUUUGCAGAAACGACCCAUCCCACAAAGUUGUUUGCUCCUGUGCACCUGGCUAUAAACUGAACGCAGAUGGAAAAUCCUGUGACCCUGCAGUGCCAUUUCCAUGUGGGAGGAUUACAGCUCCAGAAGCCAAAAGCAAGUUCACCCGAGCCAUGAACACCUUUGCUGGGUGGUAUUCAAAUUCUUCCAGUGAUCCAGAUGAAGCACCAGACAAUAUCACUAAAAUCACCCCCAUCAUUAAGACAGUUACACGUGUUGUUGGUGGAGUGGAAAGCAAGAAGGGUGAAGUUCCUUGGCAGGUUCAUUUGGAGAAUAGUGACGGAGUAGGAUUCUGCGGGGGGUCUAUUGUCAAUGAAAAAUGGAUAGUAACAGCAGCGCACUGCCUUGUGCUUGGCGGACAGAUUACUGUGGUGGCAGGUGAACACAACACGGAAGUCAAUGAUGGUAUCGAGCAAUAUCGCCAAGUGGUGAAUAUCUUUCCUCAUCCCACCUAUAACGCCAGCCAAAACAAGCACCACAAUGACAUAGCACUGCUAGAGCUUGAGACCCCACUGGAGCUCAACAGUUAUGUCACACCCAUUUGCAUUGCCAGCAAGGAAUUCACCAACAGCCUCCUCAAAUAUGGGACUGGCACCGUGAGUGGCUGGGGGAGUCAGCUGUUCCGGGGAAGGGAGGCCACCAUCCUACAGGUUCUGAAAGUUCCAUUCGUUGACCGCGGAACAUGUCUGAGGAGCACCACGUUUUCCAUCUUACCGAAUAUGUUCUGCGCAGGUUAUCAUUCAGAGGCGAAAGAUACAUGUGAAGGGGACAGUGGGGGCCCUCACACUACAGAAAUAGAAGGCACCUGGUUUCUAACUGGAAUAACCAGUUGGGGGGAGGAGUGUGCACUGGAAGGCAAAUAUGGUGUCUACACCAGAGUAUCAAAGUACAGCAAGUGGAUAAAAGACAGAACAAGUCUUGCUUAAUUAAUGGAGAGCUAAGCAUUUCUUUCACUUUUCUGUGGCUUGCCUGAUGAGAAGAGGUUAGGAGAAUAUAAAACCACUAAUAUGUUUUUCUUAAAAUGUUGCUUUUUAGUAAACUCAGCAGAACCAUUUUUCUUUUAGGCUAAAAAUUUGCAUAGAGACUUCAGUGUGUAUGUGGUCAAAGGAAAAAAUAUUCAUUUAUUGUAAAUGGCCAAAUUCUGCUCUCAUUCAUGACCCCUGAGGUCAUGCUUGUGGCAGAGGACAGAAUUUAAGGUGAAGAACUACUAUGGGAUUUUGCCAUGGCUGAAACAAUUUCACAUUACCCUCUCUGCCAACAGUUUUCAGGAUCUGGAGCUUUUUAUGUGAACCAGUACAAGUGUUGUCUGUGAUCAGAAGGAAAUUCUUGCAUGAGAUUCAUUAAUGUGUAACACUGGUUCUCAUGAGUGUAAAAUAACUUGAAAGUACUGACCUAUUAAACUCAUGUGAAAGUA
Molecule: messenger RNA, 1908 nt
Organism: Pelodiscus sinensis (Chinese soft-shelled turtle)
Lineage: Eukaryota; Metazoa; Chordata; Testudines; Trionychidae
Gene: F9
Product: coagulation factor IX
Biological process (GO): blood coagulation; zymogen activation
Cellular component (GO): extracellular region
Molecular function (GO): calcium ion binding; serine-type endopeptidase activity
Source: RefSeq, a predicted model, not a curated record